AUGGCAGUGACUGUGAAGAUGAAAGAUUCGAUUAAUUUCGCUGCUCUCCAAUGGCGCGGUACUCUCCGCCAAAGAUGGCUGGAAGGAGUACCUGCGGGCAGGAAAUGUCCAAUAGAGAAAUCAACUCUAAAACUAGCAGACCUCAUCAAGCAAGGCUUUCUCAAUACCGACGAAGGAUUGAUAUACUAUGACACAGGCGAUCUGGACGAAACUAUUGAAGAACACAUGAUGCUCCCCAAACCAUCCGAAUGGGCCCGUACGUACCGAGUACUCCUGGAUCCAAACGUGAAAAAUGCCCAAGAUGAGAAAGACUUGCAAUUACAACUCUGGGAAGGACAUAUCGCACCCGGAAUCCUGUACAUCGACACUAUGUACCGUCGACCUGGUACUGGGCCGGAGGCUGGACCACCAUCCUCGCAAAUCGCACAGGCCGCAUAUGAGGCAAAAUACCCCAUUGAUACUUUGAAACAUAUCAUUUUGUGUGAUGUAGUUCAUAAACCAACAAAGAAAUUCAUCAAGCACCAGCUUUACACUGAAAAGAACGGACUCUCUUGGCCGGAUGAAAAAUUGGUUGAGUGGAAGUACAACACGCCGGAGUACAAGGCGAUAAUUGGAACCAAGAUCGGAAAUGUGGUGGCAUAUAUUGUACUUGGAGGAUUUCCACGCGGCACUCCUCGGAUCUCGAGCAUUUGGACCUGCUCGCAUCACUGUACUUUGUUUAUGAGAUUUGAUAUUGAGCGGAUUGAACCUGUGAAGACAGCACCUCUGCGGCAACCUCGCGCUGUGAAGACCAAGCGGAGGAAUGAGUUCAGUGACUCUGAUUCUGAGAAUUUUAGACAAUUGAAGCGUCAGAAGUCAUUUUAA
Molecule: messenger RNA, 864 nt
Organism: Penicillium malachiteum
Lineage: Eukaryota; Fungi; Ascomycota; Eurotiomycetes; Eurotiales; Aspergillaceae
Exons: 1
Coding region: 1-864 (287 amino acids)
Source: RefSeq, a predicted model, not a curated record